Chilo suppressalis (striped riceborer) is the source of this 6515-nucleotide messenger RNA. The record is from the annotation of a GenBank genome assembly. Lineage: Eukaryota; Metazoa; Arthropoda; Insecta; Lepidoptera; Crambidae.
GCUGCGUACUUGCGUAGGCGCCGCGCGCUAGUAUCACUGCACAAGGCAGCCUCAACACGCGCCUCGAAACGUAACACGCGCUCGAACGAAACGAUCUGUGAUAUAGUGUUAAGUUACGUAUAUAAUUUAGUUUUGGUAACAAGUGAAGUGCCAGACAGAACAAUGAUUCAAGUGAUGCUUCGUAGCAUCAUUGUAGUUCUGUUAACUGCAAACCUCGCACAAUGUAUCUCAGUGGUAGGACCGAGGGUGUUACGCCCCUUCAGUUCAUACAGCGUGGCCAUCGCGGGAGGUUCGCGGGCUUACACCCUAUACGUAGCAGUAGAGGGUCGGCGCAGCAAUGGAGAGCAGUUCACACUGGGACGGCAGGUGCAAGUCCCGCCCGCUACGUCGCGACAAGUUGAUUUCGAUAUCGACGACCCAGGCCCCGGAGAGUACUCGCUGGUGGCUCGUUCGACCUCGGGGCCGCUGUUCUCUUCUGCUGCACCUAUAGUGUACCAGCCACGCAGCUUCUGCGUCUUCGUGCAGACAGACAAGCGAGUGUAUAAACCGGGGGACACCGUUAACUUCGCGGUCGUAGCACUGAACAAAUAUUUGCUUCCACUGAAUGCACCGGUGGAUGUAAGUCUACUCGACGCGGGAGGUGCACCUGUGUGGCAGAAGCUGGCAGUUUCCUUAGACAGAGGAGUCUUCACAGACCAGUUCGUCAUAGCAGACGAGCCGGCAUUGGGAGAAUGGACUAUACAGGUGGAAACACGCGAGCAAACUUACUCGCGACACAUCCUAGUAGCGGACUACGUGAUUCCUAAAUUCCAGAUGGAUAUUAACCUGCCAAAGCAAGCGUUCUUCACUGAUGGCCGAUUCACUGUCAAUAUUACUGCUAAGCAUUUCAACGGUUUACAAGUGAAUGGGGAACUAACCGUAUCAGCAUACGCAGUAUUCUUCUCUCAGCUUCUACAGCCUGUGUUCUCGCCACCAGCCCGCAAAGUUCUUGCGUUCAAAGGCAACGCACAAGUAGUAUAUGAUUUCAAGACAGACCUUGAUUUGGCUGUAGAUGCCGCGAGGCCAGUGGUCGUCGAAGCGGUUCUAGAGGAAAAAGAUACGCUCAUAAGACAGAAUGUUACGUCCAGAAUAUUGCUUUUGAGAACGCCGUAUAGACUUAAAGUAACCGCUCCGGAUUAUGUUAAGCCGAUGCUACCUUAUAAUGUACAGAUCGAAGUAGUAGACCCAACGGGGCAAAUCAUAGACGUUAACGAAGAUGUAACAGUAGAACGACUUUGGGACGAUGGAGCUCCGGUAAAUGUGACCACACUUUCGCUUAAUCAUGGAGUCGCCACAUACAGCUUAGUACCAGACGCAGCCCAUAUUAAUUCCACUCUUAAUUUGGUGAUAAAAUAUAAAGAAGUAUCAGAGCGUGUAGUAAACGUGCAAAGGAAUAGCGAUUCGGGAGGACAGUUCUUGACCGUGGAAAUUCUUACUCGAGAUACGACUGAAGGAGGCGAGAUGCGUGCUCGCAUCACAGCGACGGAACCUAUGGACUUAGUGAACUAUGUGGUGAUCGCGCGUGGAGAUAUUGUAGUCGCAAAGACCCUCGAGUUGAAUCCGGCGCGGCGCAGCGUGGACGUAUCCGUUGAAGUAACUCAUCAAAUGAGCCCCGGCUGCGUGUUGCUAGCAUGGUAUCCACGCCUCGACUCCACCAAUGCCAUGCUCGCAUCAGCUGUCUACGUGCCGCAACGAAAUCUACUCAAACAUAAGGUAUCGGUGCGGCCAGUGUCAGCGUCCAACUUCCAACCGAACACACUGGCCGAGCUGCAAGUGUCGGGCGCGGGUGGCGCUCGUGCCGUAGUAAUGGGUGCCGACGCAGACGCCACCGUCGCCGGCCUCGCGGGCGCCAACGGGCUGGGCAGCGGCCUCGAUAUGAACACGAUCCAACGUGAAGUGGAAAGUUUCACUGGCCUUAAGCAUUCGGUAUUCAAGAACGAGGAACAUUUACCUGGCCUAGGUUUAGACCUGGGAGGCUAUACGUCUAGAGAUGUAUUCAAGAAUGCGGGUGUGGUGAUUUUGACUGAUGGAGUCAUAAUUCAAAACGGAGUGGAUCCAAAGCACGAAGCCCCCGAGUCUGGCACGCGGCCCCCACUAGCGGGCCCGUAUGCCUUCAGUCGGCUGCCGCCACCGCCGUCGCCUCGCUAUUACCUCACUAUAGCACCACUACCUACGUGGACAUUCGGCAACUUCUCCCUUGACAACGACGGCAAGGGAUCAACCGGACGUUUUACACCUCCACCACAAGUGCCCGUAAAGUUGACAAUAGGAGCAUUCGCCGUGGACCCACAACUGGGCUUAGGCUUAGCUUCACCGCAAAGCUUCGCGACCGCAGUGCCUUUAUCCAUCAGUUGUCAACUACCCGCUACAAUGCAACGAGGCGAGACUGUCGCCGCUGUGGUCGUACUGAAGAGCACUCUCACUGUCGACAUAUCCCUCGAAGUUACGUUGUAUAAUACUGCACAGUUCUUCGAAUUCGAACCUUUGGACAACGACAUCAAUGCAACGAAAAAAAUCGAAACAUUCAAUCGCUUACGAGUAUCAGUGCCGGCAGAAGGCUCCGCCAGUACAGCGUUUUUGAUCACUAUGGUGCAGACGGGCCGUGCCGAGUUGCUUAUUGACGCCAAGGGCGGCGGCGUAUCUGCUACCUUUUCUUCCACCAUAGAUGUCACUGAUGGAUACGAAGAAGAGGUGUGGACUUGGAGUAUAUUGAACGCGAGGAACGGAGUAGCGCGCGCCAACAUGACUUUAGAUCCAGUAGCCGGAACGCGCUUAGGUCCUGUAUACCUGCAGGGGACGGAAGAUUUGCUAGCGUCGGCAUUGCACGCUCUAAAAACACCUCCCGCGCCAUCUGCGGACCCCGUUCACGCCGUUCGACCGCUAGCCGUUGCCUGCGUACUAUUGGAAUAUCUGCAGAAUAUGAAUCACGAGACCGUUUCUAUAGCGAAAGACGCACAAGUUUUAGCUUCCCUGGGCUACCAAAGACUCAUGGCAUAUCGCCGUUCUGACGGCUCCUUCGCCUCUGAAACCGACCGAGACUCCAAGGGAGAUGUUUGGAUGACUGCGGUAGCGGCGAGAUGGGUGUCCCGUUGCGCUCGGUUUCUAGAAGUUUCACAAGAGGUAGCCUCCACUGCUUCAGAGUGGAUAUCAAACGUGCAACUACCCAACGGUGGUUGGGGUCUUGCGCCUACAGUCAAAAACAAUCCGCAUGCACAAGCGCCGAUACCUUUAGCAGCACACGCGUUACUAGCGCUUAUACAGGCUAAGGGUCAAGACAUCCAUUACAAGAACGCAAUCAACAAAGCCGUGGACUUCCUCGCAAAGGAGCUGUCUCCAUCGCUAGACGCGUACACUCUCGCAGUGGUCAGCAGCGCUUUAGCCGCUGCCAAACAUCCGGACGCUUCUAUCGCAAUCCAGUAUAUGGACAAAUACAUCAAUAAUACCGGCACUACAUUAUUCUGGUCACGAAAAGUAAGCGCCAACGAAUGGCGCAACCCGUGGUUGAAGGCGAACAGUUUGGAAGCCAACACGGCGGCGUGGGGAUUACGUACUAUGCUCGCCACUCGUCUCGAAGAUAAGGCAGAACCAGUCGCCAGAUACCUGAUGCAAUCGUACCGUCCAAUGCAGCCGGAUCCUGAUGUAUUAGACGCGUUAGCUCAUUACGCAGAGCUGAUGAAAACUUCGACAAAGUUAAGAAUAACUGUCAACGUCAGCGGUUCUGAAGAGCUGAGAUAUAUCCAGAUAGGUGAUAGCAAUCCACUCAUCAUUCAAAGGCAACAGGUCGGCAACCCGCGAUGGGUGAGUGCGGUGAGCGAAGGGCGAGGCUUAGCAGCAGUGGGACUGUGGGCGAGCGGCUCGACCAACGUGACGGGUGCCUGGCCGCGAUAUACACUGGACCCGCGUGUCGACCAGGUGUCGACUCCACACCGCAUGCAGCUGUCCAUAUGUAUCGGGUUCGUCCCGCAGGGCAACGAAACAGAAAGUGGACUCACUUUGCUGACUGUGCAACUUCCAUCCGGCUAUUUGGCAGAUAUCAAUACGAUAACUGAGUUAACAUCCGCGCGCAUGGUGCGUUCGGCGCGCGUGAUAGCAGACGGAGCACGCGUAGUGGCGUGGCUGCGACCGCGGCGAGCUGAACGCUGCGCCACAUUAGCGGCCCCGCGCGCUCUCCCCACCGCCCGACAGCGACCCGGCUGGGCCACGCUGCAGGACCUAUACGACUCCAGUCAUCGAGCACGGGUAUUCUUCCACCCGUUGCAGAGUACACCGUGUGACAUUUGCCGCGUGUGGGAGUCAUGCGCGCGCGCAUGCGGCUCGGCCAGUGCGCAACUUCCGUCCAAUAACCCGUCCAACAACGAACCGGACGCGGCCUACCUUACAAUGCCAUCUGUAUUACUGUUAGCACUCACGUCACUAGCGGUCACGUACUUUAGCGUGAGCCACCAGUAAUUAAAUAUCUAAUAUUCCCAGCCGCCCCCGCGGGAAUAGGGUAUUUGAAAAGUUUUAGAGAACGAUCUCACGUCAUAUUUUUAUUCUGUUGUGUAAUUCAGUAAAAUAACACAAAAUUAAAAAAUUAACUUUCUCGUUGCCGCUAUACGUUUCUCUGGACAUUAUGGCAUCUCAAUAAUGUGUGACGUCACACGACUGUGACGAACAGAACGAUCACAACUUCAAACGAUACAAUGUAAUGUCGCUUUGGCCGGAAGUCUACUAGUUUGUGACGUCAUUUUAGUCUUGGCCAAUCCCAGGCGUUUUCGGUCACGUGACCAUGGAGAAAAAAAAUGUUAUUUAAAAGUUUUAUAGAAAAGUUAUUAAUUAUUUAUUUAUUCAGAAUAGUAAAAUCGCUGCUUAAAUUCAUAAUAUUAAAUACAGAUGCCAAAAAAUGGUACAUUAUGUUUCAUACUGUCAAAUAGCCAAUUGCCAAAGGCGGCAAAUGGGAUUAAAAAAACUGAAGUAGGGGCAAUGAAUUCAUAUCCAUUUGCCUCCGGUGGCAAUCCCCGCGGGGGCGACUGUGAAUAAACGUUAAGCAUACACUUUCGGUACAUCUAUAGGCCCACUUACUGUUAUAAAUUUCAACUAACUGUCUGUAGCAAAAAUACAUGUUAGGUUGAGCAAUAUAUAAUAUACUUUCAAAACACACGAAAUAUUUGGUUAAUAAGUCAGCUUCAAAAGUGUGUAAAAGUUUUUGCUUAAUUAAACAUUUAUUUUCAACUAGGGACCGUCAAAACUUAUAACUAUGUAUCUGAAAGUAUCUAAUCGAAUUCUAUUUCUGAUCCGUGGUAACAUUGACACAUUCAUUUUUUCAUUUGUUUCACUCGUGACUUACUGCACCGCAACUUGCGCUAACUUCACAGCUGCCACUGAUUUUGAAUCACCGGCUAAUCAUACCGAUCAAUAGUUAUCCAUAUUAUCUAUUACUAAUUUCAUGGACCAAAAAGCCACUGAAAUACUUUGCCCAUACUUAAAUUUAUUGUUGAAGUAUUCUCAUACACAUUCCACUUUUGACACAUAAUAAAGUUAUCUUGCUGACUUAGAAUAAUAACGCCUAGAAGCCUAGUACCCGCAUGAAAAAGGCGCAACUCAAAGUGCGCCAUCUUGCUUAGUUAGCCCCGCGAGCACUGAGAAAACUGAAAAUGAUAGUUUUUACUGUUUAAGAAUAGUUCUUACACAUUUGAAAACUAAAGUGAGAUAGUAUACUUCAUGUACGUAAUAUCGACUAAAAUCAAUUAUUAAUACACGCAACUUUUUACAAUACAAUGUUGCUAGUUGUGAGAAAAAAAAUGCUCAGAUAAUUUUAAUUGAUUCAUAGGUAAAUACAAUACUCAUUUUGUAUACUUUUCCGCAUAUCACUAUUUUGAACUAAUAUAUUGGUAUCACAAGCUCCAUAAAAGAUAAUUUAUUCAUUAAUUAAUGGUUUAUAAAAGUAAAUUUUUUGUCCUUGUAAUUUUACUCUCGUUAUAGUUUAUAAUAAUUUAAAUAAACAUGAUAAUUUUCAUCCGGCCAAAUACUUUGGUAUCGCAUAAGAAACCAUCACGUUUCCCCAUUUUGUGGGCUUGCGACUAGUAAUGGUAACAGUAAAAUCAUCUAUUUGUGUGCGUAGAUACAGUCAACUUACGCUCACAAGAAAAUGAAUUGGCACACAUUACCGCGCUUGUUUUGGUUAUGCAACGGCUUAUAAGCGUUUUUAUUAUAAGUUUUAUAAAGAUGUUUAGUAAAAAUACCGACUGAAAUCAUAAAGUUACAAUUGUAACUAGUAAUAAAUUUAGAAUCAAAUUCAGUUUUUUUUGUGGUAACUAUUCGUUCUUCGAUUUAUGAAAUCAAUGGUUUUGAAUAGAAUUUAAGAAAUAUGUAUUAAGCGAUAACCAUACCUAAUCAAAGUCUGUGUAAUUUUAAUAAGAAAAUGAUUGUUUAGUGUAAAUAGAUAAGGUGUUAACUUAUAGUUAAGUACUAAGUUAUUAAUAAUAAAAGAUUAAAAC